Messenger RNA from Mercenaria mercenaria, 6849 nucleotides. Its product is annotated as very low-density lipoprotein receptor-like. Gene Ontology annotation, molecular function: protein binding; calcium ion binding. NCBI's taxonomy places the organism in Eukaryota, Metazoa, Mollusca, Bivalvia, Venerida, Veneridae. Bases 129 to 2861 code for a protein of 910 amino acids. The record is from RefSeq and is a predicted model, not a curated record. The transcript is spliced from 17 exons.
UAACAACACGAAACUGUCAUAGUACGAGCUCUGCUGAAGUGUUUUCACCUGUGCAUGGUCAAGUUAUAAACGUUGGGUGAUAAUACAAAACAGACAUUUGUCAGUAACACAAGACAAAAUAUUUGAAAAUGAAGGAAUUUAAUAAAAAUUACGGAUUAUUAAUUCUAUUGUUGAUAUUUGGAUGUGUGCGUUUUUUGAGAGCUGAUGAUGUGAAUGAAGUAACUUGUGAAUCUACUCAUUGGCAAUGUUUAAAGAGUGGAAAAUGCAUUCCGCUUAGCUGGAAAUGUGAUUCAGAAAGAUCCGACUGUGGGCCUGAUGACGACUCCGAUGAACAAAACUGUCCUCCAAAGACCUGUGCAGAUGAAGAAUUCAGUUGUCCUAGCACUGGCCAGUGUGUGCCUAAAAGAUGGGUAUGCGAUGAUGAUGCUGAUUGUGACAAUGGAGAAGAUGAAGCCAAUUGUGAAGACAAGGAGAAAGGACACUGUGGAGUUGAUGAGUUCAGCUGUGACAAUGGCCACUGUUUAAGCAUGCAAUGGAGAUGUGAUGGAGUGGAAGAUUGUGAUAAUGGACUUGAUGAAAUGAACUGCACUGCAACUUGCGAUGUUGGCAUGUUCAAGUGCCAUGAUGGAAAUUGUAUUUCUGACUCGUGGCUUUGUGAUGGAGAUUCUGAUUGUUUAGACGGGUCUGAUGAAAUUGAAUGCGGAGAAAAAACAUGUUCUGAUGGGGAAUUCAAAUGUGACGAUAAACUAAGAUGUAUUGACAUCAAAUGGAAGUGUGAUGGCGAUUUUGACUGCUCAGAUCACAGUGAUGAAACUAACAAUUGCACUUACACUAACCACGAAGAACCAGAGAUCUGUUCGCCAUCAACAGAGUUCAAGUGUGUCACAUCUGGAGAAUGUAUCCACAAGUCGUGGCAGUGUGAUGGUGAUCCAGACUGUACUGAUAGCUCUGAUGAAAAUAAUGAUUGUGAUUACACAUGUAGGGUUGACCAAUUUAUGUGUGAAAAUCAUGUGUGUAUAUCUAAUACAUUGAAAUGUGAUGGAAAUGCUGACUGCGAGGAUAGAUCUGAUGAAAAAAAUUGUGUCAGUAACAAAACAUGUGAUGAACUGGGCGAAUUUGAUUGCUAUGGUGAUAGUUCCUUUUGUAUAGCCAUUGAAAAAGUAUGUGAUGGUAAAAAUGACUGUCAGCGCAGAGAAGAUGAGGACAGUGCUCUCUGUAAACCCAAGAAGGAUAAACCUGACCGUGAUCCAUGCUUGCAUCACAAAUGUGGUAACCAUUCUCACUGUGUAAACAAGGCAUAUUCCGACAGCACACUUGUAGCUAAAUGUGAGUGCAACAGUGGAUACCGAUGGGUAGAGGAGGAGAAAUUGUGUAAAGACAUUGACGAGUGUGAACAGCCAGGUCUCUGCUCUCAGAUCUGUAUCAAUACUAGAGGUGGCUAUAAAUGCGAGUGUUAUCCCGGCUAUACCAUUGAGAAGCAUUAUUUCUGCCGAGCUAAUGGCGAAAAGGCAUGGUUGUACUACACUAAUCGUAGGGAUAUUCGUAGACUGAGGACUGACUCUAGAUACAUGGAAAUUAUUGUUGAGGAAACAACUAACAGCAUUGCUUUAGAUAUAGAUUAUGAAGAUGGUCUGAUGUUUUGGACAGAUGGUGGCACUGAAAAAAUUAUGAGAGCCAAGGUUGGUGGUGAUGCGGUUCUUGCUAAUGAUAUUCAAACGUUGAUCAGUAAUGAAAAGGGAGAUGCCUUUUCCCCAGAUGGACUUGCUGUUGACUGGCUGUACAAACACUUCUACUGGACUGACACUGGGUCUGAUACCAUCAGGGUGGCAAAUUAUGCUGGAGACAAGUCCAAGACACUCGUCUCAACUGGUCUUGAUGAUCCAAGAGCUAUCUGUGUUGACCCAGAAAAUGGAUAUAUGUACUGGACAGACUGGGGUCAGAACCCAAAGAUUGAGAGAUGUGGAAUGAAUGGUGAGAACAGAGAAACAAUUGUGAAUGGUGGUGAUGAUUUGCAAUGGCCUAAUGGUCUCACUAUUGAUUAUAUUGGAAAGCGAAUUUAUUGGAUUGAUUCCAAACUGCACAAGAUUGGUACUGCUAACUUUGAUGGAAGUGGCAAGGGACAUGUUCUUGUUGAUGCGACAGAGAUCAGUCGUCCAUUCUCCAUCUCCGUAUUUGAAGAUUCUCUUUACUGGACAGACUGGCACACAAACUCCAUCCGUUCAAUCCAUAAGAUUACUGGUAGAAAUGCAAAGACAUUGUCCCUUGGUUCUUACUCUGUGAUGGAUAUAAAAGUCUACCAUGAAUUGAGGCAAAUAAGAGACUUCAAAGAAAAAGCCAAGGACUUGUGCAGAAAUGCCCAGUGUGAAUACAUGUGCCUGCCAGCAGCCAAGAUGAGCAGUAAUGCCACAGUAUCAUGUGUUUGUGCUGACAACCAACAGUUGAAAAGUGAUAAAAGAUCUUGUAUGGCUGGCCCAGCAACUCCUGCACACACUCCAAAACCCACAACCCAGGCACCAAUCACCCAAAAAACAGGAGAAACCACACAAAAAGGAAGUGGAACAACUCCAAAACCUGUACAAACUACCAAAGGAUCAGGGUACACAGUUGUUCCAGAAGGAACCAGUACAGUUGGUACACCAGGUAAACAAGAAGGAAAUGGCGUUGGAGGAAUUGCUGCCAUUACUGCUGCCAUCGUUGUUGUAUUGCUCAUUGUUGUAUUUGCUGUUGGAUGUUUCAACUUUAGAAGGUACAACUCUAGAAAUAAGAAGAGUAUGAACUUUGAUAAUCCUGUAAACGGAAAACUACAACAACAGACGAUCAUUGUACGAUCAGAAGUGAUGAACCACAAAUGGAGCCGUUAACCUCGCACGAAUGUGUUUGAUAUGAAAGAGACGUUAGGAUAAAAACAUUUUAAUAUAAUUGAAAAGAUUUUCCAUAGAAGUGACGAGAAGAAUUUUUUAAUACAAGAUCUGAACAUCGGUCAUCGUAACAGCUGGUAUAUACAUCAAUCUCAAUCACGACUCUAGGGAAACCCUGAUAGGAGUAACCAACAAUUUUUCAGUCUUGUGAACUAGGAUCACCCAAAUUUAGAGAGAUAUUUUAGGAGUUAAUUUAUUUAUGCAUCAGAUGCAGUAAGAGGUAGCCAUAUUACUAGGAACAGUGGGGGAAAAUUUCUCUUGAAGGUUAGUUUAGACUACUGAGUAUGCGCCUUUCCAGCACAACAAAUUUAAAGGAUGGCAUAGUCUAAACAAGCUGUCUCGAAGAAUGUUGUACUCCGAGGAGAAUAGAGUCCAAAAAAAGGAACAAACCUCAAUUAUGAGAUAAUGAUCAAAUCAUUAUACACACCAGCAUAGUUCUAUCACAAAUCUAUGUUCAACAUAUCAGCAUUGCAUGAUGUUUUAAAGUAGUUAUUGUGGUUGAUAAUCUGUUCUCAAUGCUCACAUUCCUUAUUGCAAAGUGUUUCCCUGUGCCAAGAGAUGUAUUUCUUUUCAUUCAUAUCUUAUGUGAUAAAAUUAUAUUCCAUGUGUGUAAAGGACAUGUACUGAGAAAACUUUACAGGUAAAAGUGUGUUUUCAAGGUACUUCGGAGUUCUUUGUAGACUAGAAUCAGAAUUUCUGUGCAAUCAUGUUAUUUUUUUUGUACAGCACUUGUUGCUCAGCAAAAAUUUGCUUAUGGUAAACUUUCUUGGCAGGCCUCCUAGAUUUCAUAAUUUCCUUAAAUUGUUACAUAAUGAGUCAUUUGUUCAUGCAUAUGUCCUUGGUAUGCUUGAUAGCUAUUGUUAUUUUAGUUUGUGAUGUGUUCACUAAUUAUGUUUUCAUAAACAGCUACACAAAAAUGCUAGACUUCUAGUAUGCAACUGUUUUGGCAUAGUUUCUGCAAAUCACAUACUUAGAAAAUGCUGUAUUGUCAAUAGUGUGCCCGUUAGCUUAAGGCUGCACUUUAAUAUUACAUAUUAAGAAGCUUAAUGCUUUUUUUGGGGAGACCAUUUCAUUAUGAUGUUAUUUUUUUCAAAUUGGGACCCUCUAGGAGGCCAGGUCCUAUUAGAUUUACUUUUUACUGGGAUACAACUUGUGCUAUAUGUAUGUUGUUAUAUGGAAUGAUUUUAUUACCAUUCCUAGUUGUUAUUCCUGAGGGAACUAAAAUUGUGUAAAUGCUGUUUUGAAAGUUGUUUUACUUUUUUUUCCUGAAUUUACUGGUAUUGUUUUAUAUUUAGCAGUAAUCUUGCCUAUACUUCACUUACAGAAAUAAUAUAAAACCGAAAAUCUUACAAAAUAAGAACAAACCAGAAAUCAUAAUGUUUUCUAUUAGGGAAGGGCAAUUCCUAGUGCGAGUGAUGUGAAAUUGUUGACCCCCAAACAGGUGCUUUCUAAUUUAACAUUGUAUUUUAAGCUAACAUUUAAAUGUCUUUCAUUCCAUCAUUAGCAUAUUAAACGUGAAGUGUUCGUUUUGUGUUUAGCUUACUUGUAAACAUUACCAUGUUUUCAUCGGCAGAUGUUUUUUUCUCAAACUUCCAAAUUUUGCGAAAGAAAGCCUUAUAUCAUUAUACAGUGUAUAUAAUUGUUUUGGCUACUAUGAAUUACUUUGAAUGUGAAAUUGUCAAGUUUCUGAAACUUUUUUGAAGGAGUCUCUCUACUAUACUGUAAGUUUGUUAGAGCAUCGACAUGGAACUGAUAAUAAUUUACACGCAUAUUCAUCAUUGCUAUAGUGAAGCAUAAUAUAUUUAUCGUUUUAUGAUGUUACUUGGGUAAAAUAAACCCACUUGGUGGUUUUAUCCACUAGUGCUCGAAACACAGUGCUACUGUUAUUAUCAACGGCAUAUACGUUUUAUUAUUGAACAGUCCAUCCUUGUGUUGUAUAAUGUUAAGAAAGUCGAGACAUUGCUAAGUCAAAUCCAUAAAAAAGUGCGACAUCUGUUUAGGCCACAAUAUAUCAAGUUACUGCUAGUUUAUCAUUUUUUAUAUAUUGUCCUUAUAGUUUCUUGAUUAUGAGUCUCCUGGGUUUAUAUUAACACUGUACUUGCAUUGUUAAGGAGAUAACUUGACGUUGUCAUUUAUCAUUUUCAAGCAAGACACCUUAAAAAUAUGUUAAUUAGGACUUGGGCUGGCCAUUUCAGAACUACAGCCAUACAUGUUUGAUGUCAAAAUUGCAUAUUUUUCUUAUGUACUGUUGCGAAUGGAGGAAAUGAAUCCUUGGUUCUUUCAGGCUUUAGAAUUUCUUUGUCAAAAAUGGUUUUUAUUCGAAAGGAAAGUAUUUCAGACUGAAGUAAAGUUUAUUCAAGUCCAUUUGCGUCAUACUACAGGAUAUUUAUGAUAAUCUAGCAGUUAAGUGAUGCAGGAUAUUGUUCAAAUUCAUAUUCGUCUACAUAUACAACGUAUUGUGAGAUUAGUUGUAAAUAGUAGUGUACAUUUUGUAAAUAUUUUCUUACCUUUAUUGAUAGACAUAAGUAUUGUCUGUAGACUGAAAUAUUUUGCUAAGGCAAAAACCUUUGUGGAAUACUAAAGAAAGCAUUGAAACAGCUGAUUAUGUAAUUUAUAUUUUCUUUUUUUUAGUAUAUUAAGGUUGUGAAUUUAUCCCCUUAUGUCACGAUUUUCCUGUCCGUCACUGUUCAAAUUUGUUCAAAGAUCUUGUACUGCAGAAAAUACUGAAUUAUGAAGGGAUAUUGACUUUAUGUUUACAGCAAACAGUGAGAAAAAGCAGCUGAAAUUUCCUCUUACAAUUUUUAACACUAUUCGAAACUUGAAUCUCCACUGCUCACUAUGUUGCAUUUUGUUUACUUCUGUUCUGUUAUCAAUUUUGUUGAAAGUUUAUUUAUUUGAAUGCGUGUUUGUAAAUACAUGUAAAUAUUGUAAAUAUUAACUAGCGAUAACUGUGGUACUUCAGUGUAGAUGUUGGUCUGUAUUUAGUUCUGUAUAUAUUAUAACCCUUACCAUGCUGGACACGAUUGAUUCCGCCUUUGCGACCAGUGUUGAUAAUGAUCAGCCUGCACAUCUGUGAAGUUCGAUCAUGAUCUGCACUGUUUGCUAUUCAGUCAGUAUCUUUUUGGUAAGCACCCCUUUUAACAGUUAAUGGUACAGUCCAAAUUGAUACUAAGUAGAUGGUCUAGUUCAUUUUAGAAAUUUAGCAGGGUAAGGGUUAAAAGAUGUAAAUGCUAUUUAGGUAAGUAGUUCUGAUAGAUUUGCAAGAGUGGUAGCUGAAAUUUUUAUGUGCCAUUGAAAGGAUGCUACCAAGCUGACAUAUAUCAAACAAUCUGCAUUUAUAAUUCUGUAUUCCUAUUGUACGAAGUUGCUGUUAAAAUUGUUCUUUGUUAUACAAUUUACACAGUUAUCUCGAGAUCAAAAUUCAUACUAUAUUUUUGUAUACUCUGCUUACAUAAAAAGUUACUAGUGUAAAUUUUCCUGGUACAGUCAAACCUAUAUAUAGCGACAAUGUUUCAUAGUGGUCGUUAUUUACAGGUGGUCUGUAAUGACAUUUUCCUGGUACAGUCAAACCUAUAUAUAGCGACAAUGCUUCAUAGUGGUCGUUAUUUACAGGUGGUCUGUAAUGACAAGUUAAUGUAGACUGCAGUACACUUGAAUCUGAACUGUAACCAUUAGUGUUUGGAGCCAGCUAUACAAAGAAAUCCCUAGUAAUGUAUAUGUACUCUGUAUGUGAGGGACGCACAACUUUCUUUGGGACGAAAUGAUUACAGUUACAAAGUAUUUAUUAUUGUGUAAGUGUGGUUGAAUAUUUGUACUUGUGCUUGAUUAGUAAAAAAUCUAGUGCUACGAUUUGUAUUUCGUAUAUUAUGUGUCAAAUUCAUGAAAAUGCAUUUUCAAAUUUAAAAAUAAAAACUAUGUAAAAAAAAAAAAA